Messenger RNA from Anoplopoma fimbria (sablefish), 1375 nucleotides. It is a transcript of the gene enosf1, whose product is annotated as enolase superfamily member 1. NCBI's taxonomy places the organism in Eukaryota, Metazoa, Chordata, Actinopteri, Perciformes, Anoplopomatidae. The transcript has 15 exons. Bases 23 to 1360 code for a protein of 445 amino acids. The record is from RefSeq and is a predicted model, not a curated record. Gene Ontology annotation, biological process: amino acid catabolic process; carbohydrate catabolic process. Gene Ontology annotation, molecular function: L-fuconate dehydratase activity; magnesium ion binding.
AAGGAAGUGCUCCAAACAGUUCAUGAAUCGCAAGAUCUUUAACAAAAUGUUGCAGAAAAUCACCAGUGUGACAGUCAGGGACGUGAGGUUCCCCACGUCUCUGGAGCAGCACGGCUCAGAUGCGAUGCACACCGACCCGGAUUAUUCGGCCGCGUAUGUGGUGCUGGACACGGACUGCGGGCUGAAGGGCUUCGGCUUCACAUUCACUCUGGGGAAGGGGACGGAGAUUGUGGUUUGUGCUGUGGAGGCUGUGGCUGGACUGGUUGUUGGGAAAUCCCUGCAGGAGAUUGUGAACGACUUCCGGGGAUUUUACCGCCUCCUGACCAGUGAUGGUCAGAUGAGAUGGUUAGGCCCAGAGAAAGGAGUGAUCCAGCUGGCCGUAGCUGCAGUCCUCAAUGCUGUGUGGGACCUUUGGGCGAGGGCAGAGGGCAAGCCGCUGUGGAAGCUGCUUGUCGACAUGGAUCCCAAGCAGCUCGUCUCCUGCAUUGACUUCAGAUACAUCACCGAUGCGCUUACAGAGGAGGAGGCUAUAGACAUACUCAUGAAGGCACAGGAGGGCAAGCAGCAGAGAGAGGAUCACAUGCUGAAAGAGGGUUAUCCCGCCUACACCACCUCCUGUGCGUGGCUCGGAUACUCAGACCAGCUUCUCAAAAAGCUCUGCACAGAUGCUCUUAAAAGCGGUUGGACCAAAUUCAAGGUGAAAGUCGGUGCAGAUCUAGAGGACGAUAUACGCAGGUGCCGCCUCAUGAGGCAAAUGAUUGGACCCGAUAACACUUUGAUGAUCGACGCCAACCAGAGAUGGGACGUGGCCGAGGCCAUCAGCUGGGUGUCCAGUCUGGCGGAGUUCAAACCUCUUUGGAUCGAGGAGCCCACGUCUCCAGAUGACAUCCUGGGUCACGCUGCCAUCUCCAAGGCUUUGGCUCCACUCGGGAUUGGUGUGGCUUCAGGAGAGCAGUGUCACAACAGGGUGAUGUUCAAGCAGUUCCUCCAGGCCUCGGCUCUGCAGUUUGUCCAGAUAGACGGCUGUCGAGUGGGGAGCGUCAACGAGAACCUGGCUGUGAUGCUGAUGGCCCACAAGUUCCAGGUGCCCGUCUGUCCUCACUCUGGAGGAGUCGGUCUCUGUGAGCUCGUCCAGCAUCUGAUUCUGUUCGACUACAUCUGUGUGUCUGGAAGUCUCAGCAACCGAAUGUGUGAAUAUGUGGAUCACCUGCAUGAACACUUCACCAGUCCUGUGGUGAUUCAUGAUGCCCACUACAUGCCUCCCAAGGAUCCAGGCUACUCCUGUGAGAUGCUGGAAUCAUCAGUGCAGAGACACCAGUACCCUGAAGGAGAAGUUUGGAAGCGGAUCAUGAACGAAUAAACAUUAUACCGAAGG